Aspergillus chevalieri is the source of this 630-nucleotide messenger RNA. RefSeq names its product blue light-inducible protein Bli-3. Lineage: Eukaryota; Fungi; Ascomycota; Eurotiomycetes; Eurotiales; Aspergillaceae. The transcript has 3 exons. The record is from RefSeq and is a predicted model, not a curated record. Bases 1 to 630 code for a protein of 209 amino acids.
AUGACCGACUCCAUCAGCACUACCAACAGAAACGCAGCCGUCGACCCCUACAAGGCUCACAACUACGAAGACCUUCCUCUUGACCAAAAAAUCAAUGACCUGGUCAGCUUCGUCCAAGGAAUCAAAUAUGGGAUGUUAACGACCAAGCUGUCCAAUGAUUCCGACCUUCUUGCCUCACGGUGUAUGGCUUUAGCCGGACAGGAAAAUGGUGGCAUCGACCUCCUCUUCCAUACAAACCUCUUCUCCGGCAAAACUAUGGAUCUCACCGUCCACCCCACCGAAACCAACAUGUCCUUCCUCGACCCCGUCAGCGGUGCCUGGGCAUCCAUCUCCGGCACGGCCCAUAUCAUCGGUGACCCCAAGGUCGUUGAGAAAUACUACUCGCCCGUGCUGAAGACCUGGCUAGGUGACAUGGGUGACGGCGUGCAUGAUGGAGGCCCUGCUGAUCCGCGGAUCGGUGUUAUCAAGCUCGAGGCGAAGUUGGCGACGUACACCCUGGCACGAAAGGGGAUUGUUGGUAGAGCGGUUGAUGAGGUUAGGGGUGUCGUUAAGGGUGAUGUGCCUGCGAUUAACAAGAUUCGGGAGGUGAGCCAGUCGGAAUUGGCUGAAUGGCGCCGGACGCACAAAUAA